GGUUGGCUACACUGACGAUAACAUCAGCUGCUAAAAUAACAUUGGAAUUUUGCAAUUCGUGAUAAUAUAUCGAAAUAAAAAAAUUUUGGCCUUUAUUAUCUCUGCAGUUGACAGGUUUAUCGUCGAAAUUUGCAAAUCUUUCACUGAAUGGUGUAGUUUUUUUGGAAAAUCUCGAGAAUCUCGCUUGAGACGAAACCACAUGUGCGAGGAAUAAAGCUGAGCGUUUGGGCUAAAAAGGCGUUCGUCCGCAGUCGCAAUGCUGGCAAGUCAGGUCGCAGGCCGUCUGGCCCGGAUGCAAUUGGCCAAGAACUCUGUCCACCGAGUCCUUGGCGCCAACACUUACACCACUCUUCAGAAGGUUUAUGUCCUCAGACGAGACAGCGAUGGACUGGCCGCCAAACGGUUCCAGUUCAGGCGGGAAAACAAGGACUUUGGGCACAGGCCGGAUAAGACCCCAACAUUUACCAAGAUUUACUUGGCCAUGAUGGGCUUGCUCAUGACUGGAAUUCUCAUCGAUUACCCACUUAUUGCAAAGACGAUUUACCACAAGUUCUUCCCCAAAGUGGACGCUGCCUCUCAAAUUGAAGUCAACAGGGCCGACGAGAAAGAGCAGAACGGAGAGGAACACGGAGAGCACGACGAGGGAAAGAAAAAGAAGAAGAGCAGGGAAAAGAUUGGGUUCAGGGAUAGAAAAAUAAUCGAGUAUGAGAACCGAAUGCGCCAAUACUCAACACCUGAUAAAGUGUUUCGCUACUUUGCGACGUUGCAAGUGUGUCACCCGAAUGGAGAUUACGAGGUUUUCAUGACUCCUGACGAUUUCCUCAGGUCCAUGACCCCAGGCUUGAAACAACCUGAUGGUCUUGGCUUGGACCAGUAUAAGAGAUACGACCCCAAGACGAUGACAAUUGCAACUGCAGCUGAAGCUAGUAGUAUGCACAAUAAACUGGAGCUGGAACUGGAAAAAGACAGCAUUUUCUACAAACUGGGCAGUUCUGGCCUCAUCACCUUCUCGGACUACAUCUUCCUGCUCACAGUCCUCUCCACCUCCAGACGUCACUUUGAAAUCGCUUUCCGCAUGUUUGAUUUGAAUGGAGACGGAGACGUGGACUCGGAGGAGUUUGAAAAAGUGGCCACCCUCAUCAGGCAGCAGACGAGCAUCGGAUCCCGACACCGAGAUCACGCCAACACAGGAAACACCUUCAAGGGCGUCAACUCUGCUCUAACCACAUAUUUCUUUGGGCCCAACUUGGAAAAGAAGUUGACAAUUGAGAAGUUUUUGGAUUUCCAGCACCAGCUGCAGAGAGAAAUUCUCAGCUUGGAGUUCCAGAGAAAGGGUCCUGGUGAAAAUGGCAAUAUAUCGGAGGCAGAUUUCACAGAGCUCUUGCUGGCGUAUGCUGGAUAUCCGCAAAAGAAGAAGACUCGAAUGAUCAAAAGAGUAAAGAAGAGAUUCAGGGACAGCAAUGUUGGCAUCAGCAAAGAGGAUUAUCUGAAGUUUUUCCAUUUCCUCAACAACAUCAAUGACGUGGAUACUGCGCUCACUUUCUAUCACAUUGCUGGAGCUUCGAUUGAUCAAAUAACUCUGAAGCAUGUUGCCAAAACAGUGGCCCACGUUGAGCUCACCGAUCACGUCAUUGAUGUCGUCUUCACAAUUUUUGACGAGGACUUGGAUGGAGAGCUGAGCAACCGAGAGUUUGUGGCUGUCAUGAAGAACCGUCUGCUGCGCGGUCUGGAGAAGCCCAAGGACACCGGCUUUGUCAAGCUGAUCCAUUCAGUUUUGAAGUGCGCCCGGGAGACCAAGCCGGCCCUUCUUGAUAUUUAAACUUGUGUGCCAAACCCAUUGCUAACUGUAAUCUCUGCUUCGGAGAGCAUUAAAUUUUGCACCUUGAUGAUUAUUAUAUAUUGAAACAAAGGCUUUAUCCCUUGGAUUACUUAUAAAUCAAGCAGUGAGCUUGUUAAAUAAUACAAAUAUAUCCCUGUUGUUGAGAAAUCCUCAAUUGUUGCAGUUUAUAAUCAAAACAGAAGAAGAAGUGAUGUUUUUGCAUUUUGUAGCAUCGAGCGAAAGAAGCUCUGGAAAAGAAUGAGAUUCAAAUGCUUAUCCGCUGCAAUUGUCUGUAAAUUUGGGUGCUAAUUCGAGAUAAGCCAUUGUACGCAGAAAAAUCAUUGUUACUAUUCACUCAAAAUAUGCACCAGUUAAAAUUUAAAAUUUUUAUACUGUCAGCACCUUUUGGAUUGUCUUUUUAAGGGGUAAUAGAGUUUCAUUAUAUUGAUUAAAAAUAUUGAUUAAUUUUAAUUUUAAGAGUGUAUGUAAUUUUCUGUUGAUUGCACAAUCUAACAAAUCUAGUUAACCAGCUGUACUUAUUUUUUUUUUUUACUUCAAAUAUAUGCAAUCACAAAUUUUUGUAAUAUUUAUUUGUGCAGAAAACUGUCCUUAAACUUCUUUCAUCUUUCGUACUUAUUUAUUAUUUUCCUCUUAACAAUGAACCACUGAGACUGUGAUUGCUGUAAUAAUUUAAUUCUGCAUGUCGAUUGAUUAAAUAAUUUUGAAAAUGAGUUUAAAUAAAGUUAUUUCAGAGAAACUGCAAAUUUACCAAUCUUUUUAUUUAAAUUUUUGGUGUCUGGCAAAAGAAAUAAAAAUUCUACUGGGAAUAAAACUGUCUUUUGCAAUGUGCGCAUUUUUUCAAGCCUGUUCUGCUCAAACAUGGAAAUUAAUUUCCCAGAGUCUAUAAAAAAACUGAAAAAGCAAUGAGAACGGCAUUUUUUAUAGCAAGAAUGUUUUCUGCUGUCUUUUGUCUCCCCUUCCUUUAUUUACGAUUUUUCAUGAAUAUUAAACAACUUCACCAAGUUCAAGAAGUUUUCCCUUUUUGCUUCUAAGGAAAAUUUAUGCAUU
Neocloeon triangulifer is the source of this 2887-nucleotide messenger RNA. RefSeq names its product calcium uptake protein 1 homolog, mitochondrial-like. Gene Ontology annotation, cellular component: uniplex complex. The record is from RefSeq and is a predicted model, not a curated record. The transcript has 13 exons. NCBI's taxonomy places the organism in Eukaryota, Metazoa, Arthropoda, Insecta, Ephemeroptera, Baetidae. Bases 257 to 1819 code for a protein of 520 amino acids. Gene Ontology annotation, biological process: calcium import into the mitochondrion; mitochondrial calcium ion homeostasis. Gene Ontology annotation, molecular function: calcium ion binding.